Arthroderma uncinatum is the source of this 654-nucleotide messenger RNA. RefSeq lists its product as uncharacterized. NCBI's taxonomy places the organism in Eukaryota, Fungi, Ascomycota, Eurotiomycetes, Onygenales, Arthrodermataceae. The transcript has 2 exons. The record is from RefSeq and is a predicted model, not a curated record. The coding region runs from base 1 to 654 and encodes 217 amino acids.
AUGCCACUGCGCACAAAAAUCACUCUUUCAACCAUCCUCUCGCUAAGCCUACUUGCUUUUAUCGCACCUGUUAUGAAAGCUUAUUACAUCUCCCGUCUCAGUCCUCGUAUGGACUACGCCUGGAAAAUGUCUGACCUGGCUAUCUGGGGAGCUCUCAAACACUACCUCGUCAUCAUCACAGCUUCUAUACCUACUCUAGCUCCCUUAGCUAAACAUGCCCACCACAUAACGUCUUCUGGCGGACUCAGGAUACGAUGGUGGCCAUAUCCCGACAGCCGGUCCCACUCUGCAUCAUACGCUCCGAAAACAAAAUCAAUCACCACAGUUACCGUUAGCUCUACACCUAGCAAGAAAUCUUAUAGUGGAAAUUACAGCGCGUCCACACUGUCAGGAGACUAUGGCUACCCGAUGUCUAAGUAUAGUGUACGAAGUGGACGGAGCGGGCGAAGCGGACGAAGCGGACGCGGCGGACGCAAACAACAGCAGAGUGAAGUGACCAGCUGCAGCCAGGAGGCUAUUCUUGAGGCACCGGAGCCCCAUCGGGAUGAGAUUACUAAAGUGACAGAGGUUCUCAUACGCACGGAGAGCAAGAAUAAUGUUGAGGAGUACUGGGAACAGAGGAUCAAGCCGUGGGAAGCAAGGAGUCCCGUAUGA